AUGGCAGACAUCAAAAGGAAUGUUCUCCUGGGCCUAAUCUGUGUGUUCACAAUCGGAUUCGUCGUAUCAGCCACCACCGCCGCUGCCGCCACCACCACUGUUUGCAAUGUAGCCACCUCGGAUCUCUUAGAAUGUCUUCCGGCAAUUACCGGUGCACACCCUCCACCGCCCACCUACCGUUGUUGCAAGGUCAUGCAUCGGGUCAACUUGCCGUGCCUCUGCCGCUACAAGCCGCAACUCGCCAAGUUCGGGGCCAACCCUGCAGCGGCCAUGGCCUUACCCAAGAAAUGUGGCAUUAAAUCCACACCAAAAUGCUAA
Molecule: messenger RNA, 318 nt
Organism: Cynara cardunculus var. scolymus (artichoke)
Lineage: Eukaryota; Viridiplantae; Streptophyta; Magnoliopsida; Asterales; Asteraceae
Product: putative lipid-transfer protein DIR1
Exons: 1
Coding region: 1-318 (105 amino acids)
Biological process (GO): systemic acquired resistance
Molecular function (GO): fatty acid binding
Source: RefSeq, a predicted model, not a curated record